AUGUUCAUUGCAAAGCUUUUCUGCUUUUGUGUGGCAAGUGUCUUACCGCAUAAGUAUGGAGAAAAAGAUGUCACUUCAGCGUUAGCCUUCGGUCAUUUCAUUUUUUCCACUGUCGAGAAAUUUUGGGGAAGAAUUGAUAUGUCUAAUGUUAAAAACACCAAGGAAGGUCAUUUCAUGAAAACACUGCUCUCAAUUAACAGUGAAAUAACGGUUGAAACAGUAGGAGAAUCUAUUGCUGCUAUACAAAAUAAUUCUGAACGCUUGUUAGUCCUUCCAUCGCUAAUCGAGAAGAAUGAUAGCUUAAUUUCUAACCAAUUGAAUGGGUCUGAUAUAUUUUCAAUUAAGAGUGAACUGGAUGAUAUUGUAGCAUUAGGAGAACAAUACCAAGGUAUGAUUGAUAAACUCUCUUGGAAAAGUAGGUUAUUUCUUAAUAAGGCCUUUAAGAAUGCUAUUUUAUCAUAUAUUCAGUUCCAUGCAUGGAGAAUAAAUAUGUUAGGUAAAAAAUGUCUUAGGUAA
This is a messenger RNA of Naumovozyma dairenensis CBS 421, 516 nucleotides long. RefSeq lists its product as uncharacterized. The transcript has a single exon. NCBI's taxonomy places the organism in Eukaryota, Fungi, Ascomycota, Saccharomycetes, Saccharomycetales, Saccharomycetaceae. Bases 1 to 516 code for a protein of 171 amino acids. The record is from RefSeq and is a predicted model, not a curated record.